Mirounga angustirostris (Northern elephant seal) is the source of this 18784-nucleotide messenger RNA. RefSeq names its product basic proline-rich protein-like. The record is from RefSeq and is a predicted model, not a curated record. Bases 4108 to 5022 code for a protein of 304 amino acids. NCBI's taxonomy places the organism in Eukaryota, Metazoa, Chordata, Mammalia, Carnivora, Phocidae. The transcript has 2 exons.
CGGAGGGCGCUGGGGCCAGGGCCCGCGCUGGUGCGCUGAGGACGGAUGGAUCCCCGCGGGACCCUCCCCGACCUGCAGACCCCGGAUGGGGCGGUCCUGCCUUUCCCAGAAGCUGCCUUUGCGCAUUUGUCUCUGCGCUGCUCCCUUCCUCGGACGAGCCCCCGAGGGUCAUGGCCUGGCAUGUGUGGGACCAGUAGGAGUGACCCUCUAGAGAAACCCUCAUCUUGGGCCUCUCUGGAGCCCCCAAAGUUGGGGGGUAUGGUGACAGCGUGGGGAAAGAGGAAGUGGGGAGGGGUCUCCACCCCACCCCCCCUCGCGUGAGCAGUGCGCUCCUGUGUCGGGCGUCCCAGGACCGACAGGCACGGAAACGUCUCCCCCCGCCCCCCCCCCACCCCCGGCGGAGGCGGCGGCUUGUCCAGGUCCGAAGUGAAUCAGGUGUAGGCUGCAGGGCGGUGAGUGUGGGGGGUGCCCACGGGAGAUGCAGUCUGUCCCUGCAACAGGGCUGAGGAGAACAGACUCCUCCAGCUGGCGAGGCGGAGGUUCCGGCCACGGGCUGAGCCGGCCGCCAGGCGUGACUUCACAGGCUCCCGUCCUCCCCCUUCCUCCUCCUCAGCACAGCUGCAGGGCCUGGGGGGGGGGGAGGGGGGAGCACCCGCGACCUCAGCCCCCCGCCCUCCCCCACUCCCGGCACCGCAGCCCCCGCCAGGCACCGGAGGCCUCCAACAGCAGAGGCAUCAGGCCUGGUCUCUGCAGCCCUGCUCUUCGGGGCCCACAGCCUCGGGGUCCAUCACCCCGGAGCCCCACCUCCCGCCAUCCUUGGCUCUGGAACCCGGAUGCUCCAGCCUCUGGAUAUUGCCUCACUCUUCAUUGGAUCUUCCAGCCAAGGUCCCCACCCUUGCCCUUUCCUAGUCCCCCCCCCCCCGCCCCCAACCACUUCCUAAAGCCCCUCCCCUGCCUGCCUGCAAGUCACCUGACUGGGCUCCGGAGCCCAGCCCUACCCAGAUUCCUCACCCAGCUCUCCCAGCUCUGAAAUCGCUGGAGGACGUAGGGCUCCUCGACAGCUCAGGAGCAGUCUCAGGGCUGCAAACCCCCACCCGGUCCCGGCCACACGCUCCAGCCACCACUCCGGCACCCGGCUCAUAGAAACCCGCGCGCGCCUGUGCACACACGCACACGAUGCACACUCACGUGUGUGGCCCGCGCGCACGUGUUUAUGCAUAUGCGCGUGCACCUGUGUGCACCAUCACGCGUGUGUCUGCACACACAUGCAUGUGCACUCUCACACCAUUCGGUUGGCGUCGUGCCCCGCGCACCUUCCUCCCAGGCUCCUGCAGUGCCUCUUCCUGCCUCUGCCGUACCCACAGGGGCUCAUCCUCCGGACCUGGGACUUGUUAGUUCCCCAAGGCUCUUUCCAGAGUAGCACCCCAGCCCCCCUGUCAGGACGGUGGUACCUGCCUGCUCCCAAGAAGUGGCACCUGAUGCUCCGGUCCAUUUUUUACAGUCAAGAUUAAAGUGAAACAAAACCAAUCCCCUGUUACUGUCUGAAAUUGGUGAAUGAUUGGCGGGGAGGGGGAGAUCCCCACCCAGGAGGCUCAGCUUCACUGGGAAAGGGACUUUCCUUAGAAGGAACCAAGGCGUCUUGUAUCAGCUCUUAACGAUUUGGGAAGGGAAGCUGAAGAGCUCUUUACUGUAACUCGAACAGCUAAAUUAUUCAUCAGGAACAGCAGGCAGAGAUUGGACGGUGACCUGAGAGACAGGAGGCCCGGCCCAGUCCGUGACCCAGGCAUGGGACCGUCUCCCCCUGCUCCUGAGGGGCCAGGCUGAGUUAGAGGAGUCUGGGGAGAGAGUAGCACUGGGGGUCCCACAGAGUGGGAAGAGCGUCAUCCCAGCUGGGAGAUGGGGGUGGGGGGACACUGUAGCCAUAUAGGGAGCUGCAGUGAGAGGUGUCCCUGGUCCCUCAGGGACUUGUCCUGAUGCAGGGGUCUCCCUUGCUCUGGCUAGGUGGACCCCAGACCACAGCAGGCUGGCACUGUCCUGAGACACCAGGUUUCAAGGUGCCUGGCUCCCCUAUGCAGACUCCCUUCUGCAGCCUACAACUGUCCGUGCUGACCACAGGUGCUUGGGAUGGGAAGGAGCAUGGCCAGAGUCCUAUCCAAAGUUCAGGCCUGGCCUCCUGCUCCCCCGGAGGCUCAGGAUGGGGAGGAAGGGAACAGGUGGACAUCAGAGCUCGUCCCUCAAAUGCAAAACACAGCCCGGCUCUGUGCCCCUUCACCUCUGCUCUCUCUGCUCUGGGCACGGGGAGGGCCGGCUCUCCUGCUCUGCCUGGUCAGCCCCCAGGCCCUGCGCUCUGACCCAGGGGGAGGCUGGGACAGAGGGCUCAGAAGUCUCAAGCAUUGUCCUUCCUUCUAGCUCUGCCUGUCCCCGAGGAGGGAGUGACCAGAGGAGCAGUGGGAGGUGGGGAUGGGCCCAGGGCCCAGUUGCGGUUGUUGGGCAACGUCUCCCACGCAGGAGUCUCCUUUCCCCACAAGGAAGCCUUCUGGGGGAGAGGUGAGGCUUUCUCUGCUUGUGUUCCUCCCGCCCGCAGCGCCUGGCCCUGGUGGGUGCUCCGUCGGUAUGAAUGAACGCAGACGAUGGAUGGAUGGACGGGUAGACGGAUGGAUGGGUGGACCCGGGGGGAAGGGAAUGGGAGGUCCAUGAGUGUGCCUGAGGACUGAACCCUUCCAAGUGAGGGGUCUGGGGGGGACAAGUCCGGAGGGGACAAGGGGAAAAGUGAGAGAAGAAGUAAAACCGAAAGGGGGUGUAUAGUGGUGGAGAACCCACUGAGAUGGGGGGUGAGAAAUCUGUGCUCCUGCUUGGUGCUUUGGAGGGAGGCCCAGGAUGGGGGGAGGAGGGAGGCCCAGGAGGAGGAGGGAGGCCCAGGAGGGGGAAGAGGGGGGAGGAGGAGGAUCUAGCCUUUUGGAAAGUGGAGCCCUGGGGGCAGCACGUGCUGACUCACCCUCCUGCCUUCAAUUUUCCCUGUUUCCUGGGGAUUCUCAUUUUAUUUUCGGGAAAGCUGCCUGCUCCGUGACUAAUUUGUUCUUAAACAAACCAAACCCAGGCAGUGGGGAGGCCAGGCGGGGCCUGAGUCACUCUCCGCCCAGGGGGACCACACCUCAGCUGUGGGCCUGGCGGCCCUCCAGCUCUCCGGAGCCCCUCCGCCCUGGGCUGAUGGUGGCUCUGUGGCUCCUCAGGGAAGCAGCGCUCCCAGAGGGGGGCCCCCUGGGCUGUGAGGGAUCCCCAGCUGCUGAGUGAGCUCCUUGACGGUCCACUGCCUAAAACAGUUCCUGGCCUGGGGCCAGGGCUCAGUUAACAUUUGUUGACUGACUGACUGAUGACUCUGCUCCCUCCCUUUUCUCUCCCACCCACCCUCCUGGAAGCCUUCCCUUCCCAGGUCCUUCAGUUUGGUGACACACACUUUACUAGCAGUUACCUUCCCCAGACCACAUCCUAAGCCAGACACAGUGAUAAAUGCGAUCUCUCUGAAUCUAUAUGAUGGUCACCCUGUCUGCCCCUGGGAGGGGGGAGUGCUAUUAACCACUUUGCCAUUAGGGUCGCUCAGGGGUGUCCAUCUGGUAGCACAGCCAGGCCAGGAAGCAGCCUGCAAACAAGGCACUCCGCCAGGCAGGGGGGAGAUUGCUAGCCCCUCAGUUUUACAGAAGAGGAACCCGAGGCUCAGAGAGGCCCAAUGUCCAUAAGUAGCAGAUGCCUCAUUUGAACCCAGACCUCGGAGCACCCUCCAGUACCCUAGCUUGCCAUCUGUUACCCUGCACCACAGGCUAUGAAGUGGGAACCGGCCGGAGGGGCAAGAAGACAGGGACGAGAAUGGGAGGCGGGGGUGGGGGUUGGGGGGGGUGGGAAGGGCGCCGGUGUUUUCUCUAGCUCCGGGCCCAGUCCACAUGCCCCCAUUAAACCCAGGUCUCCCAAGUGGGACUUGGGCAAGACAAGCCAUGCGCAAAUGGAAGAAACGUAUUUCUGUAGUUCAUCUCAUCCUUUUAAAAUUUCAACCUUUGUGGGUACGUAAUAUCCACACCUAAUAAUAAAAUGAUCUUUAUAAAUAAAUAGAUCGACAUGCUCUGGAACAUGGGAGAACAGUGCCCCCCGCCCCAAUCGGCUGCACCCAGGGAUUUUCGCAGAGCAGUUCCCAGUAAACCCUUCUGUGUCCGAAGUGAAGGCGCGCCAAGCCCGGUGUCGCGGUGGGAGGCGGCGGGGAGCGGCUUCCUCGCGGGUCAGGACGCAGACCCCCCUAUACCCCGCCCGCCCCGGGCCCCUGCACCCCCACCUCCGCCCACCCCACCCCCGGGCAGGACCGGACGUGGCUGCGGCCGGGCUCCCGCCCCCGCCCGGCGCGGCGCGUCACCUUCCCCUGGGUGGCCACCCGGCGAGGGCCCGGGAAGGGGGGCGGCUCCGCGUGGCCGCCGCCGGCCUCCCGCGCCACGGCUUCCCCGCGGGUCCCCCCGGAGGCCCCGAGCUCCCCGCGCCGCGCCCAGGGGCGGGUGGCCAACCCCGCGCCGCCCUCGUCCGCCAGGCGGCCCGCGGCGUCCCCGGCCUCUCCCGGCCCGAGCGCGUUUCCUGGAAGCCGGAGCCGAGCCGGCCCGAGUUCCCGACAGCCGGCCGGGCGCGGAGAACUGCGGCCGGGCCGCCGCCGCGGCUGCGUCCGCACCAGCGAUCAAUGCGCCCCGGCUCCCCUCCGGCUCCCCCCACCCCCGCCCCCGGCUCCCCCCCCGCCCCCGGCUCCCCUCCGGCUCCACCCCCGCCCCCGGCUCCCCCCCCCGCCCCCGACUCCCCUCCGGCUCCCCCCACCCCCGCCCCCGGCUCCCCUCCGGCUCCCCCCCCCCCGCCCCCGGCUCCCCUCCGGCCAGCGCAGCGUCAGCGCUUGCAGGGCACCGCGCCUGCCCCGCCGUGCACAGGGUCCUGGGCUCCUGUCGGGAUGGCUCCCUGCCUCCCUCGCGGGGGGGUGGGGGGUGGGGGGCGGGGGGCGGGUAACGGCUCUCUUGACCCGCUUGCCGGUCUGCAAAUGAGAGCGACAGUCACCCCACCCCCACCCCAGGGCCGUGGGGAGCAGGGACCAGGGCCCAACCUGCACACCCCCGGACGCCGGCGCUUAACUGCCACGCGGAGGACCCUCGGUCUCCUGCCGGGCCCACUGACCCGAGGUUGGACCAGCCAGCAACUCCCCACUAAACUAGCACCUUCUCUGCCUGCCCCGCCUCUGCUUUUUAAAAAGGGGUUCAGUGGCUAGUUCCUCGGAAAGAACUAAAAGUAGCCGCAGCAGGGACUUUCUCAAGCCCAGGGUGGCCCCACCAUGUGCGUCUCCAGUGCGGGGGCUGCGAGUGAGGGGGCGAGGGGAGGGGAGGCUCCUGGGCCUCUCAGCUCACCAGCCACCCCCUCCUGAUUUGGGAGGCUAGUGGGGAGAGAGAGGGAAGGAGGGAGAGGACAAAGACCAGGUGGGAGACAGGGAGACUGAGCCUUUGGGAAGGUGCAGGGAUAGCACCCCCCAUGUGGGGGAGGUCUGAUGGGGGAACAGGUAGGGAGGGCUGGGGAUCCAGCCCCUUCCUGGGAGCCUAAAGCAAGAAGAGACCAGGGGGGCCUCUUGGUCUCACUAGGUGGCCUGUGUCAGCCCUCAGCUUCUGCCUUUUCCAGGGAUGCUCGGAAGAGGAGUUCUAAUGGGGGGGCCUGGUGCCAGAGUCAGAACAGGAAUCUUAAGGGGGUUGCAAGCCCUCUGCAGUGUUUCCUCCCCUCUCGUCCCCCUCGGGGGCCCUCUGUUCACCUGGGAUAGGGAAAAGAGGCCCAGCUCUGGAAGAAACCGGGGUCUGAGCAUCCCCCCACCAACUCCCUCCCCCACAGCUGCCUCAGACUCACUGGUACAGGGUCCGGCUUCCGGGGGGGGGGGGGGGAUGGCAAAAUGGAGGGGUAACUCCAGGGGGCCACCCAGGCAGAAUCAGAGGUGGGGACUGGGGAGUUUGUGGGAGUUUGGGAUGGGAUGGUAAGUGUUGCUUGUGGACCUUGAAUUCACUGCAAGGUGUCUGGAAAGGGCAGGUAGAGGAUUUGAGUCCCUUGGUGUUGCUGGUGACUGGGCAGUGUUCAUUUGAAGGGGACCCAGGUCUCAGGCCAGGCAUGAGGUCUUAGCUUUCUGAGGGGCCGUCCUGCUCCAAGGUCCAAGGAGGAUGACCUUCCUGCCCAAGUCUUCAUGGCCCUCUGGCCCCACCUGGAGAGCGUCCAUUUGUGCAUUCGGGCAUUCAUUCCGGCUUUUGCCCAGCCUUGCUGAAUGCCCCAGCAGGGUGGGUCUCCUGCUAACCCUGGAGAUACCGGUAAGGGGCUCGGGCUGAUAGAGGGGAACCCCUGUUAUAAGCGUGGACAGCCAUGACCGCGGCGGAGAGGCUCCCAAGUUGGACUUUGGCACCAGAAAUCAAUUCUUUUAGUUGAAGUGUGUAUUAAUUUUAGAUUCACAUGUAGUUGUAAGAAAUAAUAUGAAAAGAUUUCAUAUACACUUUGCUCAGCUUCCCCCAAUGGUAACAUUUUUCAGGACUGUAGGACAAUAUCACAGCCCGCAUUUUGGCUUUCACGUAGUCUGCACGUCUUAUUCAGAGGCUUACUUGUAUCCAUUUGGUUUAUAGAAUUCUCUCACCUGUGUUGCUCCCCAGCAUUGCCCUUUGUAAUCCGUCAUAUCCCUGCCAGCAUCCUGUGGCCCCCAGGCCCCAGCAGAAGCCAGUUUUGAGCAACAGGUAGGAGGUGCUUGCUUCCAUAUCCCCUCCUCCCAGCCCUGGUGGCCUGUUUUUUUUUUUUUUUAAGAUUUUAUUUAUUUAUUUGAGAGAGAGAGAGAGAGAGCACAUGAGAGGGGGGAGGGUCAGAGGGAGAAGCAGACUCCCUGCUGAGCAGGGAGCCUGAUGCGGGACUUGACCCCCGGACUCCAAGAUCAUGAUCUGAGCCGAAGGCAGUAGCUUAACCAACUGAGCCACCCAGGCAUCCUGGCGGCCUGUUUGUUAGUGCCUCAACCUCCCCUCAAGAGCAGGGGCUGUGUCUCCCGCAUCUCCCAGCCCAGGCUUGGCAUACUUCCUGUUCUGACAGCAUGUGUUUGCCAGAGGUGGGGGCCAUAUGUAAAUCAGUCACUGGGAGGACAGACUCCCCCAGAAUAGUGUGUAUAGUGUGCUUUGUUUAUGGGGUUUGUUGGGGGGGGAAGGAAGGAAGAAAGUGUGUGUUUGCGGUGUGUGGGCACAUGCUUGGGUAUACACAAAAUAUACAUGGAAGGAUACAUUUGAAAACAAACUUUAGCCUUGGUUGCUUCUGUGAUGGGGCAGCAGGUGGCUGGGGAUGGGGUGCAUUCCUUCCCCGUGUCUGCUCUAAUGAAUUAGUGGCUUCCAACAAUACAAACUUAAUAUCUUAUAGCGCCGGAGACCAGAAGUCUCAAAUGGAUCCACAGAACUGUGUUCCUUCUAAGAGUUCUACAAGAAAAUCUGUUUCCUUGCCUUUUUUCCAGCUUCUAGAGGCUGCCCAUAUUCCUUGGCUUGUGGCCCCUUUGUUGUGCACUGACUGUUUGGAUCCCCCCACCCCAUUCAUAUGUUGAAGCCUUAACCCCCAAUGCCAAGGUGUCUAGAGGUGGGGCCUUUGGGAAGUGGUUAGGGUUAGAUGAGGUCUUAGGGGGCCUAAGAGGGGAUUAGUGCCCUUAUAAGAAAAGGUGCAUUAUUAUUAUUAUUAUUAGUGCCCUUAUAAGAAGAAUGGCCCGAGAGCUUGCUCUCUCUCCCCCCGGUGAAGACACAGUGAGAAGGUGGCCGUCUGCAAGGAAGGCAGAGGGCUCUCACCCAAAAUCUCAUUGACUGGACCUGACCUUGGACUUCCCACCUCCAGAACGGUGAGAAAUAAAUGUCUGCUGUGGAAGGCCCCCAUCCGUGGUAUUUAUGAUGGCAGCCGAGCUGCCUGAGACCCCCUCCCUCCAUCUGCAGAGCCCCGAGACAGCACCUUCUCACGCCUCUCUGGCCUCAGGCAUCCCUCUUAUAAGCACCCUCCUGGUCACAUUCAGGGCCCACCUGGAUGAUCCAGGAUACUCUCCCAUCUCGGGGUCCUUCAUUACAUCUGCAGAGUCCCUUUUGUCCAAAGAAAAUGACAUAGUCAUAGGUCUGGGGAUUGGGGUAUGGACAUCUUUGGGGGCCCCAAGCCAACACUUUCUCAGUCAACACUUGUCACAUCUGAAUUUUGAAACCUAUGACUAUUACCUAUUCAAAAACACAAUGCCGGUCAAACAAAGGGGAGCUGAGAGGGGUCCAGAGGUGCCCAGGACAGUGUGUGUGUGUGUGUGUGUGUGUGUAAGCUGGGAUUGAUCCCUCCCUGGGCCUCUGUCUCUCCUCUGAGGGAAUGAGACAGCAUGGACGGAUCCAGGCCUGCGGGACUACGAGCAGCCCAUUGGAACCCUCGGAGCCUCAGCCUUCGCCCUGUUCGAGGGGAUGGCGGUAUUUCCUUUCCUCCUGGCGCUGCCUCAACAUUAAAGCACUGAACACACCCACAAUGCACGCCAAGCAGUAACUCGUGGUGGUGGAAAAAUCGUGAUAAAGCCACCUGUUGGCUUUGUGUCCCUAAGUUGUCCCCUCUGCUGUCCCCAGCACAGAGACGGAGCAGUCCCUCCCCGCCAUGUCCCACUUGUCUGCAAAGCCUCUGUGCCCUCGGUGCCCUUGGGGUGCUUGCUCCCUGUGGGCAGCUGCGGGGCAGGAGGCCUGGGAGUCAGCACCCCCCCCCCCCGACGGCAUCCCAGACACACCUGGAUCUCACUUCGGCUCCAUGUCAUGCAGGUGGCACAGGAGGCCCCAGGACUGACAGCACGACCCUGGAGUCCGGUGACAGUGGCUUGGAACCCAGACUGGCCGCCCCUUGCCUUGCCUACCAGCAGCACCCCUUUCCCUUCCUUCAGUAAGAGCAACCGGUUUCCAUUCCUUGGCCAUUCUUGGUCUUUGUGGCUCAUUGAUGGGACUGAUGUCCCCCAGCGCCCUGGAGGCGGGGCACGACCCAGAACAGUCCAAUCAGGACAGGGUCCCGGCACUGCACGGGGACAAGACGGGCGCAGGCUGAGGCUGACCUAGAUCUACUGCCACCACCUCUGUCACCACUAGGGAGAGCGUGCCGGGCGGGGGAACCCAGCAGGGGAAGCAGAAGGCAGGGAUGGACAGAGACCUAUUCCAGGUGACGCUGCUGGUGAAUCUGGAGCCACCUGUGCCCGAGGCCUCAUCCUCCUCCUGUGUGUUUUCAUCAUGUGAGCCAACUCCCUUCCGAAGGCCUCGGCCGGUCCGCAUGGGCCUUGCAGAGUCCUGACCAGCAGCUACUAGCUGAGCCACUGGCCACUGGCCACACGUGCUCUGUGCCCGAGAAGAGACGGUCAAUUCUACCUGCUCGUGCGAUUGCGGUGACACUAAGUAAGAUAAAGAACCAAAGGACCUAAUUAGAUACAUGGUAAGCUACAAAGUAACAACUCCGUAGCAGGUGGGUUAGAGUCCUGUUAAUCUCAAGAAUAUGAUGAGUCAAAUGAGACUGCUCCAUCUUACCAGGAAAAAAACCCUAAGAAACCAGCCUUAGCUGGACUGAGAUCAGAACACCCAUGUCACGGGGAAGAGACCCUCUCCCUCUCCAGAGCCAGGACUGCAGGGGACACAUGCUAAAGGGACCCCAAUGUGUCAUACCCCCUAUAAUUGCCUCCUCACGAGUGUGGGCAGAAGCUGGGACUAGGGUCUAAGGAACAGAACCCGGCAAAGGGGACAGGAUGUCCCUCCAUAGUUAUAUCUAAGACUGCCUCUCAGCAGAAUGGAACGAGAAGGUCCCCCUGCUGAAGGGAGGGGGCAGCCGUGUUGAGGGAGCCCAUGGGGUCAGGAGCUGUGGCCUCUAGAACUUGAAGAUGGCCUCUGGCCUCCAGCCAGCAAAACCCCCAGGCCCUCAGUCACACAGCUACAAGGCAAGGAGUUCUGCCCAUAACUGGAAAGAGCUUGGAAACGGAUCUUCUUCAGGGGAGGCUUCAGAUGAGGACCCAGCCCAGCCACCACUUUGAUGGCAACCCUGUGAGAUCUUUUUUUUUUUUUUUUAAGAUUUUAUUUAUUUAUUCAUUAGAGACAGAGAGAGAGAGGCAGAGGGAGAAGCAGGCUCCCAAGGAGCAGGGAGCCCGAUGCGGGACUCGAUCCCAGGACCCUGAGAUCAUGACCUGAGCCAAAGGCAGACGCCUAACCAUCUGAGCCACCCAGGCGCCCAACCCUGUGAGAUCUUAAGCAGAGGACCCUGCUGAACAGCCCUCAGACCUCUGACCUAAGGCAACCGCCCGAUAUUAGAUAUAUGUGUUGUGUAAGCCUCUAGAUGUGUGAUCAUUUGUUCACAGCGUAGAAAACAAGCAUAGCAUCCCACUGAUGUCUGAGGUGUCAGAGAGAAGAGGCACCAGAAGGGACAAAAGGCCAGGACCCCCUUCUCACUGGGUUGGGGUACAAUUUCCCAGGGCCUGCUGGUUAUUUUGGCUGGAUUACAACUCACCUCUCCCUUGGUUCAGAGCAACCAUCGCUCAGUAUUGCUCAGUUUCUGUGGGUCGGAACUUGGGAGUGGUUCGGCUGGGCCUUCUGGCCUGAGGCUUCUCAUGGGGCUGCAGUCCUCUGAAGGCUGGAUGGGGCUGAGGACCCACUUCCAAGGUGGUCCAUACACAUGGCUGUUGGUUGGAGGCCUCUGUUCUUCUCCCCAUGAGCUUCCCCAUGGGGUAGUUGGAGUAUCCUCAUGGAAUGGGGGACUGGCUUCCCCCAGAGCAAGUGGGCCAAAAGACCAAGAUGGAAGAAGCCACACAGAUCAGCUUGGUUCAGUGUGGGAGCAACUGAAUACCAGGAGACAGGUUCCCUGGGGCCAUCUUGGAGACGGGCCACCACACAAGGAUGGCAGAGGGGACAGAGGCUGGUGGGGGCUUGGAGAGGGCUAUGGAGGGAAGAGUGGGACACUUGUAAAGCUAGGGAAUUCUCUGAACAUACCCCAAGGCUCUCAGGUGUGAGGCUACCCCCGGCUCCUGCCUCAUGUGGCUCAGGGAAUGAGCUGGGAGAAGAAAAUCACAGGUCCCAGUCUUGCUUCUCCAAACUGGGCCCUGGACCCCAGGGGAAGUGGGGCCCUGCAGAAAGGGGCCAGGGAAAGGAGGGGUAUCCCAUCUGGGCCGUUUGUCCCUGCUGCAGGCCCCAGCUGCUUGCUCUCCUCUCUGAGCUUCUGUCUUGGUGCAGGUGAGGCUUACUUGCUCCCUCAGGUGAGAGCUGGGGGACCGAGGACGGGGGUGAAACGGGGUUAAUACAGUACUGUGUGUGGCUGUCAGCCAGGCCCCAUGCAGCAUUCCCCCACUGAAACCUUGAAGGACUCUCACGUGGGGUGCUGUCCACCCACAUUAUCCAGAUAAGGAAACUGAAGCUUGGAGGUCCCGGAGCAAGUGGAAUAGAAACGGGGGAAGAAACCUCCCUGAUACUUCAGGGGGUCUGAUCAAGGCUCCUGCACCCAGGGCCUCCCUCCCUGGGCUGAGCAGGGAGCUAGAGGAGGGAAGAAGGAAGGAGGGGGAACUUUGGGGAGGUCAGUGCCUGGCAGGGGGUGCGGGGCUGGGGCCUGGGGGGCUGAGCCUGGAAGAGGGCUGGAAACCCUGCUCCAAGCCAUCUGAGACCCUGGCUCUGACCGCCAAUGGCCGGCUCGCUGGCUGCCAACCCUCCCCACAGUGACCUGGGGAGUUCAGGCUCACAUCCCUGGCGGCACAGGCUUCCCGGAACCAUGCUGCUGUCUCUUUGGGGGCUAGCCCAACCUGGCUGCAGUGGGGAGGCCCCCACGUUGGGCGGAGAUGAGUGGCAGGCACCCCUGCAGCGGGCUGGGCGCUCAGAUCUCCUCUGCCCCAUGCCCUGGGCUCCGGGUCCCGGAAGAGGUCCCUGUGUUUCAAGGGGAGGGUCUGGUGGGAGUGCCGAGGCCAGAUUGGAGCGGUCAAGAGAGCUUGUGGACCUGGAAUUCCAGGCAGGAAGAACAAGAUCCCCUCUGGGUCGGGGAGAUCAGGUAGACUGUGCGGGAAGCGCAGGUGGGGAGGAGUUGCAGAAGUGAGAAAAACCUGAGGCACUCCCUGCGAAGCCAGGAAGGGCUGGUCCUGCCCCUCCUACAAGCUCACUGCCCCGCUGGGUCCCACCUGCGUGUCCUCACCACGGCCCCCCCCACGAGGGGGCCUAUCCCUACUUGCCGCUUACCAGCAGGGAGAGGUAGAGCCGCUUGUCCAUGUCACUCCCCACACUCAGUGACUGCAGAUCCCAAAUCCAAUAUGUGGGCUGCCAUCUGGGAGGACAGUACACCCCUCUGGGCACCCCCAUGCCCUGCACACCUGCCUACAUAUCCUGGAAUACUUGGGCAAACUCAGGUCUAUGAUCCCUGGUCUCGGUGCUACUCUCGCACGCACGCACAUGCACACAGGGAUCCCCUCACCCGGGUCACCUGAGCUCCCAGAACUGCACAGGGAAAGGUGACCUUUGCUCCCAAGGAGCACGGCUACCUUCCUAGCGUCCUGCCCACCCCACCCCCUGCUGCCCAUCUCAACCGCUGUCCCAGACAACAGCUCAAGGGAUCCAAAACAUAGGCACAACAGCACCCAGGCUCAAGGCAGGCUGGGGCUGGGACCUCCGCAGAGCUCGCCUGCAAAUAGGAGGCCAAAGAAUGCAGUGGGCAGCUUGGCAGAGAGACAGACAGAGCCACCGGGCUUCCAGUAACACGCUGGCCCUGCCCUGACCUCGCCCACCGGCUCAGACACUCAGCCAAUAGAUGUCCAGUCCCGGGCCCCAGCCCCCGGCAGCACCCAGCCCAACCCAGCUGCUGCAAGGCCCUCCUGGUCACCACCCCUUGCCCCCGGCGACAACAGGCCUGGAACUGGAUCCCUGUCCUCUCAGGGUUCCAGCCUUGCCGGGAAGGGGGUAUCUUUAUCUUCCCUUCCUGGAAGCCCACUGGCUCCAGUCCCACCGUGGCCCAGCAGCAUCGCUUCCACACCCGGCCACCUCCCCCCUCAGCACUGAUUCCCUAGAAGAGGGGCAGCCACUCCAGGGAGGCUGGCUUGGCCAUUCGGUGCCCUGCCGGGGUUAGGGUCCCAUGUCCAGCUUGGACCUAACACUGCCCACACAGUCCUCCUUGCUCCCCUCCUGAACCCUGCUUGCCUCGGGGUAUUGGCCAAAAGACACCCCACCCCCCGUUGAAUUAGAGGACCUGAAAUAGAGUCGAUGCGUCCCCUUGUCAGAGGAGGAGACCGAGGUCCAGGGGGAAGGUGGAAGUGGCCUAGGGGUCCCGGAGCGAGUUGCAAACAGGGCAGUACAGGACCCGGGGCUGUUCCUGACACUCUAGAGUAUUUUCCUGGCACCAGGGGUGAAUCAGGAAAUGACCCGUGUGGGGACUCCUUAAUCGCUUGACCUCCUGGGUGCAGGGAUGGGCAAAGUAGGUGUGUGGCUCUGAGAAAGUGAGUCCAGAGAACUGAGGGGAGCAGGACUGCUGAAAGCAGCCAGACAGGAAGGGCUUGAGUCCUCCCUCAGAGGGGGAGAACCCACCUGCAGGGCCUCUCCCAGGAAGAAGGCUGGGGGCAGGACAUGUGAUAAGGAGCUGAGUCAGCAACAGGGAAGGAGAGGACUGACUGGAUCUCAUGCUGCAGGGUGGCCCUGGGGCCUCAGGAACUGGGUGAGGGCUCAGUGAGCCCCUCACCCAGGAAUGAAAACAGUCAGGUCAGGCCUGACAUCAUUUCCUGGCCAAGAAGACACUUGGCACGGACUGUUCAACCAAGACUGGGAUGGCGGGCAGUGGGCGGGGGAGAGACGGAGGAAGUCUGCUGUCUGCCCCCCAGGGGCUCGUAGCUUGGGCGUGGGGGGGGAGGGUGGAGUGGGCAGGCAAGAAGAGGAACAGUGAGCACCCAGUUAGCUGAGAUGCAGUCAGAGUGCAAGAAAUGUCAGAAAGAAGGAGUAAAGGAAACCGAGUGUGCAGAGGUGAGCAUGUUUGCAGCCUGUUGAGGAAAAGCCCAGGAAACUUUCCCACCCUGGGGAAGGGGUGGUAGGGACGCAGCCUGACAGGGUGAGUGCAGCGUCAGCAGUCAUGGGGGUCCCGGGGUCAGGGGGUACAGUGCUUGGAACCACACAAAGGCAAGAGGUGAAAAACGAUGGGAGGUGUGAACUUCUCAGGCCUGUGAUUUUAGCUGCAAGUAACAAAACAGAGUCUUAAACCAUAAAGAUACCCGUUGUUUAUAUAACAAAAAGUCCAAAGGUUAGGGGUUCCAGAGCCAGUUGGAAGCUCAAGGAUAUCGGCAAGAGCCCAAGUUCUCUCUGUCCUUCCAUGACACCAGUUUAGGUUUACUAAUCAUCCUGCUGCCCAGAACUUUUCCAAUUUUAGUGCUGAAUGUCCUGCAUCACGGGAAAUCAAAUCCAGACUUGUGGUCACCCUGGUAUUGGAGAUGGUGCUCCUCAUGGGCACAAAAGAGCUGCCGUAGCUCCAAGCAUCACACCCUCACAGGACAGGGCACUGAGUAAGAGGAAAUAGGGUGGAAGCAAAACAGAUUUCUCUUUGAACGUCUCAGAAGCCCUCAGAGACCCUCCCCUCACACUUCAUGGGCAAGCUUGGGUUGCAUGGUCGCCCUAGAUCAGUCGCCGGCAAAAGAGUAGGGGGUUGGUAUGACUUGUUUAGACCCAUCACUAUCCAUCCCCUGGGGAACCCAGGGGCACAGGAAAGCACAGGAUUUCUCUGGAUUAGAGCUGAGAGCACAGGGCUUCAGGGAGGCCUGGAUGGUAGGAAGUGGGGUCAUGAGGGGCCUGGAAGAGGAGGAGGGUGGUAGCAGAAGAAACAGGGGGCAUCUGAGCUGGAGGCCAGUGAGGCUGGAGCCCAGGGAGGGGGGUGGGAAGAGGGGCAGAGGCUCAAUCCCUCUAGGGCCUGGGAGGCCCUGGAGAGGAGCUUGGUUUAUUUCCCCCAAGGAACCUGCAGACGCUGGAGCCCCAUAACGGGAGAGUAACUAAGCACAUGGUCAAGUUUGUGUUUCAGGAAGCCUGUUCCUGCUGCCGUUGGGCCAAGACCCCAGGGAGUGGAGGACAGAGCCCCAGGUGGAAGGUCUUUGUCCUGCAGGGGAGAGGCAGAGGGGUGAGGAGGGCCUGGCUUCUGGAUCUGCUCUGAAGGGAAAGCAGGCUUUGCUGCUGGACCGGUCGAUUGUGGGGUGCAAGAAGAAGAGAGGGCAGGGCAGAGGCACUGCUUGGGGCUUGGGUAACUAGCGGCCUUGUUUACCAGUUGCUGAGCCGGGAAGAGUAUGAGAGGAGGGUGAGGGGGUGUGAGUAGAUCCAGGCAUCAGCCUGGCUGGAUGCAGACAGAUGGACGGACACAAGGAUGGUGUGUGACUAGUUUCACCAUCACAUCUGGGCCAGCCACCUGGGCUCACACCCAGUAGAGUGAAGCAGGUUGUUGGGGGGGGCGGGUAAAAAAUCUUUUAAAUUGAAGGGCACCUGGGUGGCUCAGUCGGUUAAGCAUCUGACUCUUGGUUUCUGCUCGGGUCAUAAUCUCGGGUCGUGGGAUUGAGCCCUGCUUUGGGCUCUAUGCUCAGAGGGAAGUCGGCUUGGGAGUGUCUCUCUCCUUCUGCUCCUCCCCCCGUUCAUGCUCUCUCUCUCAGAUAAAUAAGUAAAUCUUUUAAAAAAUUCUUUUAGGGGUGCUGGGUGGCUCAGUUGUUUGGCAUCUGCCUUCGGCUCAGGUCAUGAUCCCGGGGUCCUGGGAUCGAGCCCCGCAUCGGGGUCCCUGCUCGGCAGGAAGCCUGCUUCUCCCUCUCCCACUCCCCCUGCUUGUGUUCCCUCUCUUGCUGUGUCUCUCUCUGUCAAAUAAAUAAAUAAAAUCUUAAAAAAAAAAAAAAAAAGCUGAGGUGACCGGCUGCCCAUCCCCAGGACACUUUGCUCUUGUGAUGAGAUGUGGGGGUGACUCCGGGGAUGGCCUAUGGUUCCCACUCCUGGACUGAUAACCAGCCACACAGUCUGAUCCAUCAGCCCCACCGGCCAUAGCAAAGCUCAGGGCCGGGGGCCAGAGGGCACCACCUGCUCCGGGACCGAGGGGAGCCACCAGCUCUGCUGGGCUUCCCGGAUAGACCCGGCUCCUCCCCGGCUCCCCCACACCUGAGCAGCUCAAUCUGGCUACACAAAAUACCGAACUUGUUGGCUGGGCUUUCCUGCCAUAGAUCUGGGGGUCUGCAGAACAACAUUCUCCCCUCACCCCCCCAAGUCCUGCUCCCUUCCUGGGUCAGCUCACAGCCCCCCCCCCCUUCACCAGCAGCCACCUUUCUGCUCUCCUCACACCUCCCUGCUCUCUUCAUUCACAGCGUGGAACAAAACCCAAAACCCAAAUCCAUCUCCCGCUGAGCCACCCCGGGGCAAGGAGCACCACAGGCCCCUCCUCAGCCUGCCCUGCAUUAGUCCCUUCUCCCCCACCUCCCCCACAGACAUGCCAGCCAUCUCCCCCCUCAGACACCCUCCUCCGAUCGCCCUCAGCUCACGCAGGCAAAGGGCCACCGCCCCAUCUGCGCUCCUGUCUGUGUCUUCGUCUCGUGGGGGGCGGUUCUCAGCUGCUCACCCUUCCCCACAGACUCAGCCACACUCUCCCCCACACGGAGCAAUUCUCGGGGACACCAGCUGGGUGUCUCACAAUUUAAGUCAGUUCUGAUACCAUCUACCUGGACACCGAUCCCACAGGUCAAGGGCUCCGUCCCACGAGACCACCUCACAACUUCAGCUGCAGGUAGGGCGUCCCCAGGUAACCCACAGCUUCUGUCUGACUUGACACAAAUCAGAGGUUCCCAUGAUGCCCUCCUCCUUGGAUUUGAGCGUUUGCUAGAGCAGUUCAUAGAACCCACGGAAACAUCUACAUUUACCAGUUUAUUAUAUAAUGAAGGAUAUGCCAAAGACUAGAGAUGAACAACCAGCUGUGGGGACGCGGAGGGCGAGGUCCGGGAGGGUCCUGAGCACAAGAACUUCUGUCCCCAUGAGGUUGGGGAGCUUCACCUUCCUGGCACGCGGAUGUGUUCACCCACCCAGAGGCUCUCCAAACCCUACACUUUUGGGAUUUUAUGGAGGCUUCCUCACGUAGGCACGAUCGAUCAUUAAUCCAAUUCCAGCCCCUCUCCUCUCCUAGGAGGAUGGGGGCUGGGGCUGAAUAUUCCAAGCCUCCACCAUGACUAGGUCUUUCUGGUGGCCAGUCCCCAUCUCGGAGCCCAGCCAGAGUCGCCUCUUUAGGACAAAAGACACUCCUAUCACCUAGGAAAUUCCAAGGGAUUUAGUACCCCCCGCCCCCCCACCCCCAUCAGGAACUCCGGGGGUCAAAGACCAAAUACUAAAAUACUAGAACAAAAGAAGUUCCUAGUGCUCUUAUCACUUAGGAAAUUGCAAGGGUUUUUGGAGCUUGGUGCCUGGAGCUGAGGGCAGAGACCAACAUGCAUCUUUUUCUGCCUCUUCACCUGGGCUCUCCUCACCAUUUCAAACUCCAGGACAGCAAAGAUAGACGCGAGAAGCCGCAUGCUCUUUGUGAACAGUCGCAAAGUAUGGUGGACGGGCAAGCGGGUCCAUGCUGCGGGACUCUCCUGGGUUUCUUACAAGCUGUUUCUCAGCCCAGGGACGGCUCCUCUCCCAGCGUCCUGGGGGACUCUGCUCCCCUCUUUCUGCUUCAUGCCCCUGCCUGCCUCCUGGACCACCGCUGAUGGUCACUCACUGAUCCCCAGAAGGCCUCCAUCCCUGGGGGCACCCUGAGGACCGCCAACGCCCUCCCUGGAAUCAUCAUUACCUGUGUUUGCCUCGCCCCUGCGAGGUGGCCCUGAGGGCCGGGUGAGGGUCAAGCAGGACAAGCUAGAGUGGAUCUGAAGGCCCUCUGGAAGAGGGGUUCUGGAGAGAUGCAAAAGGCGGUGGCCCCCAGCCAGGAUUCUGAGCUGGUGUCCUUGAGCUGGGACAGCAGAGCAUUCCGAGGGUCGGGACUCAGUGCAUGCUGGGUUUGGGAAAAACCGACCCAAGACCAAGGGCAGAAAGGUCAGAGAAGUAAAAUGGUAGACGUCGGGCCAGUAUUAGUACUCUCCCAAGGCAGAAUGUUCCAGAAAUCAAGUAGGCUGCCUCACCCAGCAGUGGGCCCCAUGGCUGGGCACUCUUCUCAGGAAUGUGGAGAGGGGUCCACCGGGGUGCUAAGGAUUAGACUUCAAGUAAACAAGAACUGAGCUCAAGCCUGCUUAAACAUCCGGGAGCAUUUGUUGAUUUGCUCAGGGUUCCAGAAAGUCUCAUCCCUCCAGAGGAGCAGCCAAAGACAGGCGCCCUGCUUCUGGGGACUGGCUGCAUCCUCAGCAGGCUCUCCGCACGGUUGCAAGAUGCCCUGGAGAGUCGUACAGCCAUGUCUCUCGGGAUCCCAAUCCAACAGAAGAGUGAGUCUCCUUCUAGCAACAGCAGAAGCCCAGGAUUUGCAUCUGUGGGGCCCACCCGGCCUGAGCUAUGUGUCCCAAAUUACUGUGACCCCGGGGUGGGGGGGGUGUCAAGAUCCAGGCUAGCCCUGCAACCACGGCUAGAGUUGGGUCAGUGGGGAAAGCGAAUGAUGUGGAGGAAAGCAGCAGGUGUCCGAGCUGAGGGGGUGAACCGGGUGAGCCCUAACGUUCUACGACUAUAGGACAUCCCCAGCAGCACUAUGUGUCCACAUCAUCAUAGGUGUCUGGUAACUGAUUUUGUGGGAGUAAAUGAAAGAAAGAGAAGAAGGGAAGCAGGAGGGAAGGAAGGAAGGAAGGAAG